UGGCGAGAUUGAGAUAUCAUUGCGGGUUCUUGGUAACAGGGGUUGCAAGAGUGUUGAACCUUCUGGUGGUGGCUGGUGGAAUUGCGGCUAUUGUGAUGGUUUUUGUGAUAGAGAAGACCCCCCAAUCUGUGGUAGGACUGGGAUUGAUUGGUGUGGGUGUCGUUUCUGUCGUCACUGGCAUGAUCGGUGUGUGUGCCGCUUCACGAAACUCGUGCUUUGGAUGUUACCUGUUGCUAGCCAUUUUGACGGCGGGAGCGCUUGCCACGUCAGCUCUGUCCAUCUACUUGCGUCCGAAUGAGGUUAGGAGUAGACUUCACCCGCGAGGGAACACGUCGGAUGCCGAUGUGAAGCAGAUCUUGAGGAUUCAAGGAGGAAUUUUCGCGGGAAUGUUCGUGGUGAGCGUAGCGGGUAUCGUCUUGGCCUUCUUCAUCAGUUGUUGUGACCUGGUGAAUUACAAUUACGAGGAUUUGGAGUCGUCGGACAGAAGGCGGACAGAUCUGCAGAAAAUCAGGGAGGAUGCGAAGAAGGGGGUCGACAAGAAGGCUCCCUCGAGAGCAGCGGCUCUCGCGGACAAGAUGAGAGAAAAGUACGGCAAGUUCUCCGAUGAGUUCGGAGGAAAGUAGGAAAAUCUAUGUCAGAGGAGAGAGAGAGAGAGAGAGCUGUCUCUUAUACACAUCUAGAUGUGUAUAAGAGACAGGGCCGGGCAACUGGCCCCGGACCACUCUGGUAGCCUAGAUUUAUACGCGAUACAUAAAAAUACAAAAUUUAUAAAUAAAAACAUAUUUGUUGC
Chara braunii is the source of this 790-nucleotide messenger RNA. The record is from the annotation of a GenBank genome assembly. Lineage: Eukaryota; Viridiplantae; Streptophyta; Charophyceae; Charales; Characeae.